Molecule: messenger RNA, 5496 nt
Organism: Biomphalaria glabrata
Lineage: Eukaryota; Metazoa; Mollusca; Gastropoda; Planorbidae
Product: SEC14-like protein 2
Exons: 13
Coding region: 268-1488 (406 amino acids)
Cellular component (GO): cytoplasm
Source: RefSeq, a predicted model, not a curated record
GUAGUCUUCCCUGAAACUAAGACCGCAGCGCAGACCCAUUACAUCUGGAGUCUAGAUCUUAUAGACUAUAGACCUAGAUAGAUCAAGAUGCCGAGACUUAGACUAGAUCUGGAAUAGAAUUCUAGAUAAAUAUUAGAGAGACUAGAUAAUCUAGAUUUACUUGACCGUCUAUAACUUGGAUCUAGAUCUUGACUAGAUUCUAGAUCUAGAUAGAGAUAAACUUAAGGCAGAGGUCCAGACUGAAGUGACCUGGUCAUAGUGUCAAUCAUGAGUGGCCAUGUGGGAUCAUUGUCAGACAAGCAAGCUGCUAUUUUAGAAGAGUUUCGACAAAAUGUAAGUGAUUUAUUGAAGCCACAUCAUGAUGACUACUAUCUUCUAAGGUGGUUACGAGCUAGAAAGUUUGACCUCAAAAAAUCUGAAGCCAUGCUAAGAAAUCAUUUCAGAUGGCGGGAAGAAAACAAUGUUGAUACUAUUUUAGAAGACUUUCAACCCCCAGAAGUGAUGAAAAAAUAUUAUCCUGGGGGCUUAUUUGGUCAAGAUAAAGAAGGAUCCCUUAUUUGGGUUGAUCCUACAGGAUACAUUGACUUGAAAGGAUUACUGAUGUCAAUAAAAAAGCAAGAUAUCCUUAAGAGUAAAAUUCAGCUAUUAGAGGAGUUCUACAAAUUGUUUGAUAUUCUAUCUGAAAAGCAAGGUCGACGAGUGGACCAAAUUGUGAUAUUAUUUGACUUGGAGAAAUUUGGUCUUAAGCAUCUAUGGAAACCUGGUAUAGAUGUAUUUACAGAUAUUUUAACAAUAUUUGAAGACAAUUAUCCAGAGACACUGAAAAGAACAUAUGUCCUUAAUGCUCCCAGAGUGUUCCCCAUUGCCUUCAAUUUGAUUAAACCUUUUCUCAGUGAAGAGACUGUCAGGAAAGUUACCAUCUGUGGUGCCAACUAUAAAGAGGUUCUUCUUCAGCAUAUAGAUGCUGACCAGCUUCCGGCACACUGGGGGGGAACUUGUGUUGACCCUGAUGGAAACCCAAGGUGUCCAUCCAAAAUCAACCCUGGAGGUGAAGUUCCAAAAUCUUACUAUCAACAAAACAAUAUAGUCGAUUUGACUGGCUUCACAGAGGCUACUGUGGGUCGAGGGUCAUCUUUGCAGUUGGACUUCAGUAUUGAUGAAGUUGGGAGUGCACUCAGGUGGCAGUUUAAAACAGAUGGUUUUGAUAUAGGUUUUGGAAUCUACAGAAGGACAGAAGACAAAAAGCAGAAAGCUGGUGACAUGGAGCCUAUAAUAACAUCCCAAAAAGUCAACAGUCACAUGUUCCCAGAGGAAGGUAGCAUGCAUUGUAAACAUCCAGGAACUUAUAUAGUGAGGUUUGACAAUACUCACAGCUGGGUGAGAUCAAAGAAGUUGUACUAUCUUAUUGAGAUACUUAAGCCAGAUACACAAGACUUUGUUUUGCCAAAAGUGGAAUCAGAUGCCAGUUUGGCCUCCAGUUUGACAUAGAUUCCUAAUUUAUUUAAUUUAUUAUUUGUAUUGUUAUUGAAAAAUUCUUGUUAGAUAAUUGUGAUUGUAACAUGUUUUUCAAGGGGUACAAUAGUGUUUUACUGCCAUGGAUUUGUAUCUUUGAAGUAGUGCAAUGGUUAGUAACAUCACAUUUACAGAAAUAUACUUCAUGAAUACUUUGAAUCUUAUAAAAAUCAAAGUUUGAUUUUAUAAUACUUAUUUAAUUUAAUAAAAUGAUUAAAACUUGAAAGGGCUUUCAGAAGAUGUCAUUGAUUCGAAUUUUUGCAUUUUAAACCAAAUUACUGGUAUUGUCAGAAACUUGUAUCUCAUUUUUAGAUAAUACAAUUUAUUUAAGAAUAAUUAUUUUUUUAAAUUUUAAUACUUCCUAAUAGUUGAAUAUGUCUUUGUGGUCUAUAAAAGUGCAUUUAAAGCAUCCAAGAGAACAAAAACACUUAAACAUUGUGAAAGUGGGACAAAGGGUGAAGGGAACCAAACAUUGUGUUGCUAGCCAUCACUUGAAAGUGGGACAAAGGGUGAAGGGAACCAAACAUUGUGUUGCUAGCCAUCACUUGAAAGUGGGACAAAGGGUGAAGGGAACCAAACAUUGUGUUGCUACCCAUCACUUGAAAGUGGGACAAAGGGUGAAGGGAACCAAACAUUGUGUUGCUAGCCAUCACUUGAAAGUGGGACAAAGGGUGAAGGGAACCAAACAUUGUGUUGCUACCCAUCACUUGAAAGUGGGACAAAGGGUGAAGGGAACCAAACAUUGUGUUGCUACCCAUCACUUGAAAGUGGGACAAAGGGUGAAGGGAACCAAACAUUGUGUUGCUAGCCAUCACUUGAAAGUGGGACAAAGGGUGAAGGGAACCAAACAUUGUGUUGCUACCCAUCACUUGAAAGUGGGACAAAGGGUGAAGGGAACCAAACAUUGUGUUGCUAGCCAUCACUUGAAAGUGGGACAAAGGGUGAAGGGAACCAAACAUUGUGUUGCUACCCAUCACUUGAAAGUGGGACAAAAAUGAUGAAGGGAACCAUUGAAUUUUAAUAUUUUCUCUACAUUUUUUUCCUUCAUUUUAAUAUUUUCUAUAAAUUUUUACUCUUCUUUUUCAUUUUGAUUCUAUUUCUAUUUUUCUUUGAACUUUCAUGUUCUGCUUAGACAUUUGGUAGGUGGUAAAACUUCUGAUCUACCUGGUAGGUUAAUAAAGCUUGUUCAAUUAUAAUGUGUAUGCAUGCCAUGAAAGAAGAAUUUAAAUGAAAGCCAUGACCUAUGUUGAUGCUGUAUCAAUCAAAAAUAAUUGUACUUAACAAAAUAUUUAAAAAAUGGAAGAAUGUUAGCAGCUUGCUUUAUGUAGUGUUAUAUAUUUAUUUAUAGAUUACAAUUUGAACACAGAUGAAAACCAUCAGGCUUUUCAUGAACAUUUUAGAGAAUCAUUUGUAAUUCCCCAAUGCAAAAACAAACAUUUUUAAAUUUGACUUAUUGAUGAAUUAGAGAAAGCUAAGACUCUGAACCUGUGGAUUAAUUUGCUCUUCGAUCAUUUCUUGCAUUCACUUUCUGUAUGCCUUCCUCAGGUAUGUUGUAAUUAAUAUCAUUUCAUUAUUUCCCAUGCCAUGAAUGUACUGUGUUAUUUAUGUUCUACCUCCCUAGUUGCUGUAUUGUGAUCUACAUCAGCAAACAAAAUAUCUGAUUGGAUGCUGGUUUUAGCAUCUUGUUUUUAAAAAGCAUUUUUUUAAAGUUUGUUAUAGUGUUUCUUUAUUAUAAAUCCUGUAGAAUGUAUUAAUAUUGAUAUAGUCACAGGACUCUGGAAAUGUUACUUUUGAGAAAAUGAAUUGAUUUUCAUUGGAUCAUACAUCCAUUAGUUUGAAUCAUGUAAUAAUUUUAAUAGAUCUAGGGAUUCUAGACUAACAGUAAUAAAUUUGUGUGAUUGGAAAUAUUUUUUAUAAUUUGUUUUUGUGUAGCACAACUUUCAUGCUUAUAGCUUGCUUAGUGUGAUAUGGUCCAACUCUUUUUUUUUUGGAGCAGUUGGGGUUGGGUUGUAUCUGGGAGAAGGCUUCUGAGCUUCCUUUUCAAAAGCAUUAUUUUUAAAAGCUGACAUCAAACUUGUGGUUUCACGCCUCCACAAUAGAAGGCUUAAAUAUUAGCCAAUGAGGUAUACAAGUAGUUAAUUUUAGGUUUUAUAAUUAUCUAUUAGUUUCAUAGUUUUUUUUUUAAGUUUAGAAUGGUUUAGUCAGAAUUAGUGUUUUGUUAUAUAAAUUUAAACAGAACACGAAGCUUAUUUAUUCAUUUCACUUAUUAAUAAACUUUGAGACCCAAGUGUGGUAUAUAUGAAAUAAUGUUAAGUUAUUUAUUGUUUAAACCCUAUUUUCAUUUCACUGCUUUCUGAUACAAUUUGUCUUAACCAAAUGAAAAUUUAUCUGAUUUGCCUCCUUCAGUCGUAGACUAUGGUUCAUCUCGCACAUUUCCUCAUGUGGCUGUGGAGCCCUAUUUUGGAGAGACACUCCCGUCCACAAAUAUCACAGGUUAAGGUGGCUUUUACUUCGGUGGUAGAUGAGCUGGCCAUUUUUCGUAUUGUACGUUUUUCUACUUGAGCUGAGACUCAUGUUCUUUCACUGUCCAUAGCUUUCUUGGUCACUGUCUCUCUCCAUCUGGUGCGGUCUAGAGCUAUGUCUUCCCAAUGGUCAGUAUUGAUGUUCACUGAUUUGAGGUAACGUUUUAUUACAUCUAUGUAACGGAGGUGGGAGCGACCAGUUUUUCUUGUGCCAGUCGCGAGUUGACCAUAAGAGGAUGACUUUCGGGAUGCGCUUGUCUUCCAUCCGACGAACAUGUCCAAGCCAGCGCAAACGCGUUGUCUGAGAUGCUGGGAAGACCUGAUCGCGCAAGGAUCUCAGUAUUGCACACUUUUUCUUUCCAUGUGACAUUCAAGAUCCUACGGAGACAUCUCAAAUGGAAUGAGUUUAGUUUAGUCCAUGAUUCACUGCCAUACAGUAGUGUACUCAUAACGCAUGCCUUGUAGACUUCCAUUUUGGUCACUGUAGUGAGCUUCUGGUUUUCCAAAACUCUUGGCCUGAGUCUAGCGAAGGUCGAGGCAUCCUACCAUAUGCGUUUUUUUUUUAUUAUUUCCUCUUCUAGAGAUAAGUCAUCUUGAAUUGUGGAUCCUAGAUAGCAGAAUUCAUUUACGGCGUCCAGCUUGUUAUCUAUGAGGAUGGAGGGUGGUGCUGUAGCAGGUGGUUUCAUAACAUUUGUUUUCUUCAUGCUAAUAGUUAAGCCAUUUUCUUUACAAGCCUGAGAGAAGCGGGACAUUAGUGACUGAAGCACCUCUUGUGUGUGUGUGCCACUACCGCUGCGUCAUCAGCGAAUAAAAUAUCUCUUACGUAAAUAUAUAUAUAUAUAUAUAAAUUCAUUCUCAGUAUUGAACCUUCCUAAAAAACUUCAGUGUUCCAGUCUUAUGAAAGAUAUAUCUCAGUAUAUCUUCUUCUGCUUCCUAUUGAUCAAGUUUGCAGAUGACCAGUCUGAGAGGAACUGGACAUUAGUUUCCAGGCUACUUUACAUACAGUUCUCCUUCUGAAGAAAUGUUUUAUGUCCAGAAUCUUGUAGGGGCCUCUUGCAGCUAUGGAACAUGGCCUGAGUUCUCAGGAGGCACUCCACAAAGGCAUACUUCUCCCAUUUAAAAUUUUUACUCUCAAUAUAUAAUGAGUUAGUCCCAUAUGGGCCAUGGGUUGUAUUAUUGUAUUGAUUGUUGUAUUAGUCUUUUUUUUUUUUUUUUUACACAUUAUCAUGUAUACGUAUCUUAAAAUAGUGGACUGGAUUAGGUUUUAAAACAUUGACAUUUUUUUUUAACUUAAAGUAAUUGUAGUCUGUACACACUAUUUUUAUGUACUAAAAUGUUUCAUUCCAAGCAUGUGACACAAUAGUUUUUAACUAAUCAACUAAUAUUAAGGAGUCUGUGUUACUAGUAAUAUUUAUUUAUAUUUAUUUAAUGUUUGCUUUCCAAAUAAAAGAAUUUAUUUACU